Molecule: messenger RNA, 1047 nt
Organism: Mizuhopecten yessoensis (Yesso scallop)
Lineage: Eukaryota; Metazoa; Mollusca; Bivalvia; Pectinida; Pectinidae
Product: mucin-3A-like
Exons: 2
Coding region: 1-876 (291 amino acids)
Source: RefSeq, a predicted model, not a curated record
AUGUGGUCAUACGAUGGAUGGGCUAAUUGGAAAGAACAUGAAAAGGAACCAAACCAGAGCCCUUGUGAGGCAUGUGUUGUCGUAAAGCAUUUUAAAAUGAGAAUAAAGAGCUGUGGUGACCUGUUUGCAGCUCUUUGUAGAAAAGAUGUUCCAACUACGACACAAAGAACAUACUCAUCUGUAGCAACGCCAUGUGUCAAGACCACAACACAAAGCACACACUCAGAUGUAGUGACGUCAGAUGUCACGACCACGACACAAAGCACACACUCAGAUGUAGUGACGUCUGAUGUCAAGACCACGACACAAAACACACACUCGGCUGAAGUGACGUCCGAUGUCAGGACCACGACACAAAGCACACACUCAGAUGAAGUGACGUCAGAUGUCAGGACCACGACACAAAGCACACACUCAGAUGAAGUGACGUCAGAUGUCAAGACCACGACACAAAGCACACACUCAGAUGAAGUGACGUCAGAUGUCAAGACCACGACACAAAGCACACACUCAGCUGGAGCAACGGCUGUUGUCCCGACGAUGUCUACCAAUGUUGUGCCCACAGCUUACAAUAACACUCUGGUUGAUGGUAGUUGUGAAGAGUGUUGUGUCAAAAACAACAAGAGCAGACAACUCAGUCAUGAAGAGUUGAAAAGUGUCAUCAAAGAAUUGAAAUCUCAGCUGGCUGUAAACAAAAACAACUUGUCCACAAACCGCCGGAAACUCAUCAGUGUUUACGACUCUCGGCCAAGCAGUGUCGCCAUGGGAGGUGUGGCUAUAGCCAUUAUGAUUGUAAUCCCCGGUAUCAUCGUUAUCCCAGACAUGGUCAACCUUGUCAGGUUCAUGUACAGACGGCAAAAGAAACACUUACUCUAGACAGACGAGGGGAGACAACACUCGCAGAAACUCUAGCAGUUUCAAAAAAAAAGAGGACACACGGAAGAAUAGAGAGAGCUUGAGACGCAGAAAGACUACGUUUGAGUCCUUUGCUGAUUUUUCAUAUAAAAGAAUCCCUCUACAUUGGCUUUUUUAAAUAAAAAUGAUUUU